Messenger RNA from Sphaerodactylus townsendi, 300 nucleotides. RefSeq names its product U6 snRNA-associated Sm-like protein LSm8. The record is from RefSeq and is a predicted model, not a curated record. NCBI's taxonomy places the organism in Eukaryota, Metazoa, Chordata, Lepidosauria, Squamata, Sphaerodactylidae. Gene Ontology annotation, molecular function: RNA binding. Gene Ontology annotation, cellular component: U6 snRNP; U4/U6 x U5 tri-snRNP complex; precatalytic spliceosome. Gene Ontology annotation, biological process: mRNA splicing, via spliceosome. The coding region runs from base 1 to 300 and encodes 99 amino acids. The transcript has a single exon.
AUGACAUCCACUCUGGAAAACUACAUUAAUUGUACUGUUGCAGUAAUUACUUCAGAUGGUCAAACGACAGUGGGAACUCUCAAAGGUUUUGAUCAGCCCAUCAACCUGAUUGUGGAUGAAAGCCAUGAAAGAAUGUUCAGUUCUUCACAAGGAGUAGAACAAGUGGUUUUAGGAUUGUACAUCAUAAGAGGAGACAAUGUUGCUGUAAUUGGAGAAAUUGAUGAAGAGACAGGCUUUGCUAUUGACUUGGGAAACAUUCAAGUGGAACCUUUGAAUUCACUUGUUCACAGAAGAAAAUAA